Molecule: messenger RNA, 1172 nt
Organism: Temnothorax curvispinosus
Lineage: Eukaryota; Metazoa; Arthropoda; Insecta; Hymenoptera; Formicidae
Exons: 1
Source: RefSeq, a predicted model, not a curated record
AACGAUCAGAUAUCUAAUCUCAACGUUAAAACGGCGGAGGAUAUAAUUAGUAAACUGUUUGAUAAAACUGACAAAAUUAGUCUCUGCCAAGAAGAAUUAUCUACAGUAGAUUCGUCUUUAAUUAACGGACAAAUUAGUUUUGACGAGAAGAAGGAUGAUACUAUUGAUGAUAGCUUUUAUAAAUUUAAACAAGAAAAUUCGAAAGAUACUAAACUUGUUAAAUGUGUAACACAAAGGAACGAUCAAGUGACCAACUUUGAUACAAAGGAGAUAGAGGAGGCGAUUAAUCGGUUACUUGAUAAGGUAAAUCUAAAGAGCUUUCCUUUUAACAAAGGUCAGUCGAAUAAAAUUUCAUCUACAACAAUAUCACCAUCAAUGAAUAAAUUUGCUAAUUGUGAUAUAAAGAAAACUAAUGAGGUAAUUGGCACUCUUUUUAAUAAUUUCGGUAAAGAAAAUAGAGAGAAUCCUUGCAGAAUGCAACCGUGCACGGCAGUGUCACCACUUUUAUGCUGUGCGCUGCAAAAGAUAAAUGAGAAAAAUUGCACCCCCACGAUCUUGGCUUAUUUAGCCGUAACGGUCCAUACUCUACAUUGUCAAGUCGUGCCGGAUCUGCUGGUUUAUAUGGCAACAGAUUUGAUUAACCUGCCAGUUUAUAAAUACUUGCAAAGUUGGUCAAGUAACAAGCAACCUAUUUCCUUGAAGGAUAAGUUGCCGUCUUUAAGAUUAUUGCAUGAACUGAGUAGUAUACUGUUGGCAGAUUCCAAGAUUCUGUUGGACUUGAUUGAAUUUUCUAAAUUGUUUAACGAUGGUCAUUCGACAUAUUGUUUUAAAUACAGCGGCAAGGAAGUCACUAUUAAGUACUCCUUAUCUUUGUACGAUGUCAAGACGUUGUUGAAAAUGACUGUAUUUUAUUUAGCACAGUUAGCACAGUCUAAAAUCUUACGACAAAACGAAAAUUGCAAACUUAUGCUUGCGUUUUUAUUAAGCAUUCAACAAUCUAUCGGAUUAAAUCAAAAUAACGUAGCAAUACUUGAAGGAAAUGCAAGAUGUAUCUUCACUCAUUUUAUUUUAUUGCAUUAUUUCUCGCCAUUUUGUGAAGAAAUUUCGAAAGAUUCGGUGGAAUAUAUGAUCACUGAAACUAUCCUGAAAGUCUGUGAGUCUGUUUUGAAUUU